AUGUCCAGCGGAUUCACGGGAGCCCGCGUGAAUCAAAAGGAUACCAAGCAGAAAGAGUUCAGCACCGUCAAUAAGGAUGGCAAGACGGUCUGGGAACCGGGGCUUCCAGCUUUGGUCACUUCCCGGCGCCAGCAUCGACCUCGACCUGCCGCGGGUGCUGCAGCUGCCGUGGAGGAUGUUCCUCCAGUGUCGUGCGACCUGAGACUGAUCUUGAAGAUGUCAGCAUCCAACAAGGGAGAUUGGCUGGAAAAGGCUCUGAAAGCCAUGAUGGCCGGCAAGACCAAGGUGCAGGAUGUCUUCAACAUCGUGACCCACCCAAAGUUUGCUUCCGGCGUGUCGGAAAAGUAUGGAAAGCGAAUGUUUCAAAUGGUGACUGAGAACAUGGACCAGUUCUCCGACAAGCAGAGGUUGACUCUCUCGAGGUGUAAGCUGGCCUCGGGCGAUGCCAAGGAGGACUCAGAAGACGAAGCCAAGAUCAAACGCCGGCGCAGGAGCCGUUCCAGGAGCCAUGCCAGGUCGACAACAGCCUCACCUCCUCGUUGGGAUCCUAAAAGGGAUGCGAGGGCGGCCGCAGGCAAUGCGGGCUACAAAUUGGCUGGCUGUUAG
Cladocopium goreaui is the source of this 606-nucleotide messenger RNA. Lineage: Eukaryota; Dinophyceae; Suessiales; Symbiodiniaceae. The record is from the annotation of a GenBank genome assembly.